UUGGGUCAGUGAUGAAGACGUCCUGUUCUUCAUCUGUAGAGCCUGAAACGCCGUCAGCCCAACCCGGGCAGAUAAAACAGCUUCAGAUCUCCAGGAAAGACUUUCCAUAAAGUGUAGGAGUUUCUUUGUGGAAAUUAUUGACUGUUGAUCAUUUGUGAGGUCAGACUCUGAUGUUGGAUGAGAAAACUUGCAGUUUCUAAUUCCUAACAGGUGUUUUUGUGCUCCUUCUGCACCUGUUUUUGUUCAUUAUGUCUUUUAUGUGUAUUUUCUGACUUUAUGCCAGAAAAAAAGGUUCUCAUCUUGCUGACCUUUUUAAUAGUUUAAUAUUUUUUGCUUUAUUUUAUUUUUAAUUGCUUUGUUUCUUUGUUUCAACACUUACAAACAAAAUCCCAUGAGAUUCAAAUGUAAGAUUUUUCACCUGUUAGCAGAUUUUACAGGUUUCACUGUUUUUCGUCUGUUUGCUUGUUUUGCUAGUGUUUCUGGUUGCCAUGGAGACCCUGGCUCACCUUGUUCCAGGUGUUACUGUGUCAUAUUGAUCUAUCUGGAAUAUUUUUUAAAACAUCUGUUGAGGAGGUAACUUUACCAGCAGGAUGUGGUUAUAGUUUUUUCACUCCUUUGAUGUUUUUUUUUUUAAAUCGAUUUUAUUGUUUUUUUCCUUUUCAGUGGUUGAAUCUUGUACAUUAUUUCAUUUUUGUCAAUUUCUUCUGGUUUUCUAUGACAGUAGUUUGAAAGUUGUCUGUGAAAUACUUUAUAUGUUUUCAUAUCAAUAAUGUUUGGUCAGUUUUCAUCCUGUUUUGAUCUUUUUGGACCCAGGAAGUCAGAGCUGAGACCUCUGCAGGUAAAGCAAACAGCGCCCCCUGUCUGCGGUGAAUUCCUUUGACUUCCGGUCAGAAUCGGACUCUCAUCUCCUCUCUGCUCCUCCCACCUGCUGGAUAAAACCUCCAGUUUCACUGCGACCCGCGUCUCCUGCGCCAUGUUUCCGCUGCGGCUCCUCUCUUUGAUCUUCGUCUCCUCGGCAACAGUUGACCCUUCACCUGAGGAGGAGGAGGAGAAGGAGGAUAAUGAGGAGGAGAAGAGCAGGUAUGACCUGGUGUUCAUGAGGGGAGACCUGCUGGAAGUCCCCCGGACUCUCUUCACUCAUUUUGGGAUUUACCUGGGAGGAGGCAGAGUGGCUCAUUUCAUCCCCGACAUCAUGCCCGUCGUCUCCACUAACCAGUUUCGGCUCAAACAGAUGGUCACCAACACCAGACUCAUACUGGGAGUACUGGCUAAGUGUGGCAGCGUGAGGGUGGACUCAGUGGAGGACUUCGCCUACGGAGCCGAGAUAAUCCUCAACCCCAUGGACAAGAUGUGCAGCUGUCCAGCGCUGCAGGGGGAGGAGGCGGCCCGGCGGGCCGAGAAGCUGCUGGGAGACGUGGCCUACAGCCUCCUGUGGUACAACUGCGAACACUUCGUCAUGUACUGCCGAUACGGCACCGUCAUGAGCUUCCAGACCUUCCAGUUCUGUAAGACGGUGAGGAAACUGUUGCUGAGUCGAGGCGUUGCCAAGGUUACGGCAGUGCUGGCUGCUUGUCUGCUGGUCUACCUGCGGGUUUUGAACACCUGGUCGGUCCUGCUGGCGGUUCUGCUGCCCUUCCUCCUCUGGAUGGCCUCCUGAUUGGACACACUGACCCGGACCCUGACCCGGAUCCUCAGAGAUGAUUUAUUUUGACCAGCAGUCCAAUCUGAAGCUUAAAUUAGUCCUGAUUGUUUUCAUCACAGAAUCUUUCAUUGUUUAUGAUUUAUAAUAGAUCCCAAACAUAUCCUGUUAAAUAAAAACUUAUUUAUUUA
Xiphophorus hellerii (green swordtail) is the source of this 1830-nucleotide messenger RNA. RefSeq names its product lecithin retinol acyltransferase b, tandem duplicate 2 (gene lratb.2). The coding region runs from base 974 to 1657 and encodes 227 amino acids. Gene Ontology annotation, cellular component: rough endoplasmic reticulum. Gene Ontology annotation, biological process: vitamin A metabolic process; retinol metabolic process. The transcript has 5 exons. The record is from RefSeq and is a predicted model, not a curated record. Lineage: Eukaryota; Metazoa; Chordata; Actinopteri; Cyprinodontiformes; Poeciliidae. Gene Ontology annotation, molecular function: phosphatidylcholine-retinol O-acyltransferase activity.